AUGUGUGAAAGAUAUAGCGAUGAUGAUGAUAAUGGUGAUAAUGGUGAUAGGAGCCCUCCUGAUGAUGGGGUAGAGGUUCAUGGUGAGGAUUUGAAAGUGGAAAUUGUGGUUGAAAAUACAGAACCGCAGAAGAAACCGAAAAGCAAUCGUUGGGCUAAAAAGAGAGCGCUACAAAAUAAAAAACCAAAAUUUAAAAUUAUAACGGAAGACAAAAACUGUUUUAGAAGAGUACAGAUAGAUGAUGUCGAAGUAAGGAAAUGUAUUAAGAGUGAAAGAGACAGCGAAUAUUUUAAAUCGAAGAGGUUCAAAUGUGGUAAUUGUGUUCUGGUGUUUGAAAAUGAAGAUGGUGUAACGAAACAUAAUGAUGUGUUUCAUGAUAAGCUCGGCAAACGAGCAGACGGAUUACCUGAUGGUAAGCAAUCAGCGCCGCCCAUGGACUCUCGCAACGGAGGAGUUACGAAAGUAGGAAGGAAUUCUUCAAACAUUACAAAGAUUGGCAUGAGAAAUUCAUUUGUGAUUAUUGCGGCAUCAACUUCAAAAUGCGCUACUGCAUUAAGGAUCAUAUCAGGUGACUCGCAAGUAGUGUUCUUAGACAUGUUUGACGAAAAUCGGUUGAGCCGUUUAGAAGUUAUGGGGGAAAAACAACAUUCUCCCUUCGAAUGUAAGCCGUGCAACAAGAAAUGGGCGCGAUACAAUGGACUCUGGUUACACAAUAAAACAACGCAUAUGGUACAUAAUACGGCUUACUGCGUGGAGUGCGAUCGACAGUACAGGGACAUAUAUAGGUAUCGCUGGCACAUAGCUAACAGUACGAAGCACACGAAACAUAAAAAACAUAGGAUCCCAUGUCCUGGUUGUGACAAGAUCUUUUCGAAGAAUAUCUAUAUGAAAGACCAUUAUAACUUGGUCCAUUUGAAGUGUUACAAGUAUCGCUGCGAGCAGUGUGAUAAGACUAACAAAAUACUGACGAACCACCUCCGCACUCAUACGGGCGAGAAACCUCACGUGUGUAACAUCUGUAACGCUAGAUUUGCGCAGAGUACUGCGUUAUCUGCACAUGCGCGAGCCAUACAUCACGCUGCUAGCAAAUCUAUGUAGAAUCAGGGUAGUUUCGUCAUUACUGAACAUAGGCC
This is a messenger RNA of Spodoptera exigua (beet armyworm), 1133 nucleotides long. The record is from the annotation of a GenBank genome assembly. NCBI's taxonomy places the organism in Eukaryota, Metazoa, Arthropoda, Insecta, Lepidoptera, Noctuidae.